Molecule: messenger RNA, 499 nt
Organism: Sphaeroforma arctica JP610
Lineage: Eukaryota; Ichthyosporea; Ichthyophonida
Exons: 1
Source: RefSeq, a predicted model, not a curated record
GAACGCAGCUCUCUUCUUCUAUGACCGUGCUCGACCUGUCUUACCUGCUAAGCGUAGCGACAAGUACAAGUACUGCCGAGUCUGCCAUGUGACUGAUCUGGGGAAGGGACACUCCAAAACACAUAGCUGUAUUGGUAUGGGUGCAAAGGACCUGGAUAUCAAUACAGAACGUAAGCGGCGGCGGUGUAAGUCCUGUGAGUCACAGUUUUGUUUGGAUGGUAUUGGGGUUUGGAACGUGCCUGCCAAUACUUGGUUCACGUGUUCAGAUUGUAAUGGACGGUUCUUUAGCCAGCAGUGUUAUAACCUCCACAUAAGCGAAAAGACGUGUAGAAAGUAUGUGUGGUGCUGGCAAGGUGAGAGAUGUAUCAUGUACAAGAAGGCGUUGGGAGGGUCGCGUAUGCAUCGUAAACGAUACUUUAACCGUAAAAAGAGUGGCGACAAUGAGAAUGAGAAUGAGAGUGGUGAUGAUGAGGAUGUAGUUGUGGACUUGGGACGAUAA